AUGAAACUGUUCGUUUUUCUUCUGUUACCGCACCUCUCUCUGAGUGAGGUUGGGCAGAAUUUUAAUAAGUGCAAGCAGUUCUUUUUGAGUAACAGCCCUCCUCAGUUUACACCAGCACUGAGCUCAUCAGCACACAUCUGUCAGUGUCUUUGGGACAACAAUGAUAAACCAAUUUAUCUUUAUGCAACUUUAUACAAUACAGCAUGGAGGAUCCCCAUCUACUCUGCGUAUGUGUUGAAGAGCCCACACAUGGGCAGGUGUGACGCCUGGUUCAUCGAACCUCAGCUGGAUAGUAUAAAUGAGCCAUGCAUGAGAGCUGAAGGACCCAAUAAUGGUAAUAAGCAGGCUGUGAAUAGUGACUAUGAAAAGUCUAAUUAUGACAAAGGUCACCUCUACCCGGUGCAGCACACAAACAAUCAUCUGUCCAUGCUGGCCACCUCCACCCUGACCAACGCCGCACCACAGGAUCUAACCUUCAAUCGGGGUCAAUGGAGUAAACACGAGACGGCUGUUAUUCUUGAUCUGCAGUCCUGUGAUGAAGCUUAUGUGGUGACUGGUGUAGUUCCUGAUACUAACAAAGGAAUUCCAACAAAUAAUCCUAGAGUUACUGUCUCAAAGUAUUACUGGAGAGCCACCUGUUGUAAACAGGGAUCAACAUUUAUAGGGAAGGGUUACUUCGGUCCUGAUAACAAUGGCAAAGUGCAGUCAUUACCAAUUACAGGACCUACAGGCCUACAGCAAAAGCUGAUCAACGAUUACCAAGUGACGUGA
Labeo rohita (rohu) is the source of this 771-nucleotide messenger RNA. Its product is annotated as endonuclease domain-containing 1 protein. Bases 1 to 771 code for a protein of 256 amino acids. The transcript is spliced from 2 exons. NCBI's taxonomy places the organism in Eukaryota, Metazoa, Chordata, Actinopteri, Cypriniformes, Cyprinidae. The record is from RefSeq and is a predicted model, not a curated record. Gene Ontology annotation, molecular function: hydrolase activity; nucleic acid binding; metal ion binding.